Molecule: messenger RNA, 2135 nt
Organism: Cyprinus carpio (common carp)
Lineage: Eukaryota; Metazoa; Chordata; Actinopteri; Cypriniformes; Cyprinidae
Product: serine/threonine-protein kinase OSR1-like
Biological process (GO): protein phosphorylation
Molecular function (GO): protein serine/threonine kinase activity; ATP binding
Source: RefSeq, a predicted model, not a curated record
GGCUUUUGGCGCUAGUGGCAAAGUUUGGGAAUGAUAGAAAGGCUGUUGAAGAUAAUCGCAGAGAGGAGCUGGAAUGCUACUGCUUUGCGGAUUACACUAACAUUUACACGCUGUUUUCUGUAAGCACUCAUCUCUACUGCUUGGCUUCAGCAGGAUCUAAGGUACGCAAUCCUGAGACAUGUCGGAGGACCUGAGCUCUCAAACCUGGUCCAUCAACAAGGAUGACUAUGAGCUGCAGGAGGUGAUCGGAAGCGGAGCUACGGCUGUGGUCCAGGCUGCCUACUGUGUACCCAGGAAGGAAAAGGUCGCCAUCAAACGCAUCAAUCUGGAAAAAUGCCAGACCAGCAUGGACGAGCUCCUGAAAGAGAUUCAGGGGAUGAGCCAGUGUCACCAUCCCAACAUUGUGUCGUACUACACCUCGUUCGUGGUGAAGGAUGAGCUGUGGUUGGUCAUGAAGCUGCUCAGUGGUGGCUCUGUGUUGGAUGUUAUAAAGCACAUCAUUUCAAAAGGGGAACACAAGAACGGUGUACUGGAUGAACCCAGUAUAGCUACUGUGCUGAAAGAAGUCCUUCAGGGUCUUGAGUACCUUCACAAAAAUGGACAGAUCCACAGGGAUCUUAAAGCUGGAAACAUCCUGCUGGGGGAGGACGGAUCAGUGCAAAUCGCAGAUUUCGGUGUAAGUGCCUUCUUAGCCACUGGUGGUGACAUGACUCGAAACAAAGUGCGGAAGACGUUUGUGGGAACGCCAUGUUGGAUGGCUCCAGAAGUGAUGGAGCAGGUGAAAGGUUACGACUUCAAAGCAGACAUCUGGAGUUUUGGGAUCACAGCCAUCGAGCUGGCCACAGGCGCCGCUCCUUACCAUAAAUACCCUCCUAUGAAGGUGUUGAUGUUGACCCUGCAGAAUGAUCCGCCUUGUCUUGAGACUGGAAUCACAGACAAGGAGAUGGUGAAGAAAUAUGGAAAGUCCUUGAGGAAGAUGAUCUCGUUGUGUUUGCAGAGGGACCCAGAGAAAAGGCCGACAUCAUCAGAACUCUUAAAACAUAAAUUCUUCACGAAAGCCAAGAAUAAUGAAUUCCUGCAGGAGAAAUUAUUACAGAAAACACCUACAAUUACAGAGAGAGCGAGAAAGGUUCGGCGAGUUCCUGGCUCCAGUGGGAGACUUCAUAAAACAGAAGAUGGACAGUGGGAAUGGAGUGAUGAUGAACUGGAUGAGGAGAGCGAGGAGGGUAGAGCUGCUGUUGCUGCCUUACGGUCACCAAGAAUAAUAGAAGGACUCACGAAUACAGAGAUAUUCCAGCCUUUCAGCAGUCACCUCCAGCCUGAACUACCUCAAGCUGCUGGCCAGGGCCCGGCCAACACUCAGCAAACUUCCCCAACUACAACCCCAACCCCAGCUGCGAACCCUGCGCAGGCCCCAGUUCCUGGAGCCGAUGCCUCACCAUCCCCGAUCAGUUUAGUAUUAAGGUUAAGAAACUUGAAAAAGGAACUAAAUGACAUACGAUUUGAGUUCAUGCCUGGCAGAGACACAGCAGAUGGGGUUUCUCAGGAGCUGGUAUCGGCUGGCUUGGUAGAUGGGAGAGAUUUAGUUAUAGUGGCUGCUAAUUUGCAGAAGAUAGUCGAAGAGCCUCAUUCCAAUAAAAAUGUCACAUUUAAACUGGCCUCUGGUGUUGAGAGCUCUGAGAUUCCUGAUGAUGUCAAACUCUUGGGAUUUGCUCAGCUCAGCAUUAACUAAACCUUGUCUCUGUGCGGGACCAUGACUUGCCUACAAAUGUGAAAACAAACCAACACUACCAACAGAAUGACACAUUGAUGUAUUUUUUCCUCUUUCAACUGCCCUAAAGAAACCACUGUUGCCAAAGAGAAAAGUACCCUAGCACCAGCCCAUAGGAUUUCAAACGGCCCAGCGGAAGAGUUGCACAAACAUGAGAACGAUCAGAAUUUGUAGGAAUCUAUUAAAAUAAAGUUUAUAAUUUAUUUGUAUAAGGAUGCAAUUAUCAUAACCAGAUAUAACCUUAAUGUUCUUCUAAUGUUUAUCCUUUUCUUCUUUUUUAGUUUGUCCUAGUUUUGCAAAAUCUGAACAGACACCCUAAAAAUGAACGAUGUAAAAAUGUGUCCAAUAUAACUACUUAACUAAU